UGCUGCAGAAACAUCUGCAGGAACAAAGAGAGAAGAGAGAAACUGGAACCCAAGUCAGUCAGUCCGUCAGUCGGUCAGUCUGUUGGUCAGUAAGUCAGUCAGACCAUCAGUCAGUAAGUCAGCAAGUUGUUUGGUCGGUCAGAAAGACAGACAAUCAGUCAUUCAGUUGGUCAGUCAGUCAGUCAGUCAGUCAGCUCACUGAUGGAGCCCUCAUCUGGUUGCAGCAGAAGGGUCUCCAGAGGCGUGGAUCCAAGGCCAGACCAGGAGGCCUGGGAACAGGGCAGCAAAAUGAGCUGCAGAGUGGAGCAGGAAGACGGGAACCAAAAUCCUUGUUGGAAAGAGAACAAAGAGCCAAGAGAAGCUCUUCAGAACGCCAGGAAAAAAAAGAACCGGCAUACAGACUGCAGGUUAAACCAGACCCUGAGCCAGUCUGGUUCAGAUCAUCAGAACCAAACUCUGAUGCUGUCUCACUUAUGUAGGUUUCUAAGGAACAGGACCAGAACCGGGUAUACUGGAUUCAUGUUUGGACAUGAGGUCCCUCCCUGCAGACCAGAGAUUAGAACAGCACUGAUCAGGACGACCAGGAUCCAGAACCCCAUGCAUACUUUGAACCAGAAUUCGGCCGUUGCUGUGAUCCCUAGAAACCAGGCUGAUCCCACAUCCACUGAGACACACGUGGACCAGAACAAAGAGGCUCAAACCAGCUCUAAGUUGCUAGACACCGGAACCACAUGGAGUUCUGAUCAAGGAGCAGCGGUGCAGCAGGUGACCAGAUCCAGGUCAAAGACCAAGACCGAAACGAGACCAAAGUCCAGGAGGAGGAAGGUCCAACAGUUUGUGUUUAGCAGCAGGGGUCAGCUGAGGCUGUCAAUCACACCGGAGGCAGGACAACUCACCAUUUACAUCCACGAGGCCCGAGGGCUGAUGGGAAAAUCCUGCAGGUCAUGUGACUCGUAUGUAAAGCUCGGUGUGACCUCUGACCUCUGCCGCAGCAUCAGGAUGAAAACAGGAACGGUCCAGAACAAUAAAAACCCAACUUACCAGCAGAACUUUUCUCUGAGCGUGUCAGAGCCCCUCCUCCAGGGCAGGUUGGUGAUCUCGGUGCACAGAUGUCUACCCGACUCCAGGUGCAGCCAGCUGAUUGGUUGUAUGAGUUUUGGAAUUGGAUCCCUCAUCAGAUCUUCUCAGCUAAUCACUGGUUGGUUCUACCUGCUGAGGGAAGAGAUUGGACAGAGCAAACACAUGAGGGUGACAUCACAGAGAAACAGACCAAAGAAAAGCCACCUGGUAAAGCUGGAGCAGCAGGGGCUGGAGCCUAGAGGUAAGUCCAUGUUGAGACUGCUCUGUGGUUGGCUGUUCCUCAUGAUGUGACCUUACUAACAGCUGAUGGGUUGAGACUUGAGCCAAUGAACUGACUUGAUGUUCAUUGGUGCAGUAGAUGAUCCAGAGCCAAGAGGAUAAAACUGCUCCGCUUCCUCUAGACUGAAAAGUUUGUUUCAAGGUCUGGGUCUGCCAUGGAAUCGAGCUCCUCCAAGACUGAUAUGCCAUGUUUACACCUUAUCAGUUUAGCUAGCCAGUCUAACUUUUUCAUAUUAAAGGUCAAUAUUUCAUGGCUAUGGCUGUGUAUAGCUCCCGGCAACCUGAAAUUAUUUCAAAAAAAGUAUGUCGCCUAGCAUCCACAAACUAUAUCAAUCCAUUAAAUCAGUAUUUGACCGCCAGCGCCUUCUGGAGUUACGGUCAAGUGUUUUCAAAUUCAUAAAUACAACUACUCU
Molecule: messenger RNA, 1772 nt
Organism: Cyprinodon variegatus (sheepshead minnow)
Lineage: Eukaryota; Metazoa; Chordata; Actinopteri; Cyprinodontiformes; Cyprinodontidae
Exons: 9
Coding region: 202-1371 (389 amino acids)
Biological process (GO): signal transduction
Cellular component (GO): nucleus; plasma membrane
Source: RefSeq, a predicted model, not a curated record